Diaporthe batatas is the source of this 1666-nucleotide messenger RNA. RefSeq names its product Rab geranylgeranyltransferase BET2. The record is from RefSeq and is a predicted model, not a curated record. Bases 118 to 1110 code for a protein of 330 amino acids. Gene Ontology annotation, molecular function: Rab geranylgeranyltransferase activity. The transcript is spliced from 2 exons. Lineage: Eukaryota; Fungi; Ascomycota; Sordariomycetes; Diaporthales; Diaporthaceae. Gene Ontology annotation, cellular component: Rab-protein geranylgeranyltransferase complex. Gene Ontology annotation, biological process: protein geranylgeranylation.
CAGCCCCCGUCCUUGGCGACCACAUCCCAGUCAGUGCAGUCAGUCACUCAGCCAGAGAACCAAGCCACCUUGUCUCGCACUCGCCCGACAGCAAGUAUAAAACCACCCGCCCCGACAAUGGCCACGAAGCUGGACGCCCUCCCGGACGAGCUGCAGCUGGCGACGGCCAACCACGUCAGAUACAUCCAGUCGCUGGACACGCGCAAGGACGAGUAUGACUACUGGCUGACCGAGCACCUGCGCCUCAACGGCGUCUACUGGGGCCUCGUCGCCCUGCACCUGCUGGGCCACCCGGACGCCCUGCCGCGCGCCGAGACCAUCGACUUUGUGCUCUCGUGCCAGCACGACUCGGGCGGCUUCGGCGCCGCCCCGGGCCACGACGCCCACAUGCUAUACACCGUCAGCGCCGUGCAGAUCCUCGCCAUGGUCGACGCCUUUGACGAGCUCGAGGAGAGGGGCAGGGGCAGGGCCAAGGUUGGCGAGUUCAUCGCAAGCCUGCAGAACCGCGAGACAGGCACCUUCGCCGGCGACGAGUGGGGCGAGGAGGACACGCGCUUCCUCUACGGCGCCCUCAACGCCCUCUCCCUCCUCGGCCUGCUGCACCUCGUCGACGUCGACAGGGCCGUGGGCCACAUCGCCGCCUGCGCCAACUUUGACGGCGGGUACGGCGUCAGCCCGGGCGCCGAGUCGCACUCGGGCCAGAUCUUCACGUGCGUCGCCGCGCUCGCCAUCGCCGGCCGCCUGGACCUGGUCGACAGGGACCGCCUGGGCCGCUGGCUCGCCGAGCGCCAGACCCCCGGCGGCGGGCUCAACGGCCGCCCCGAGAAGGCCGAGGACGUCUGCUACAGCUGGUGGGUCCUCAGCAGCCUCCAGGUCAUCGGCAGGGCCCACUGGGUCGACCGCGCCGCCCUCGUGCGCUUCAUCCUGCGCUGCCAGGACCCCGUCGCCGGCGGCAUCGCCGACAGGCCCGGCGACAUGGUCGACGUCUGGCACACGUGCUUUGGCAUGACCGGCCUGAGCCUGCUGGGCUUCCCUGGCACGCAGCCUGUCGACCCCGUGUAUUGCAUGCCCAGGUCGACGAUCGAGAGGGUCCUGGGGAAGUCGUUCUAGAGCCAAUCGAAGCAAUUCACACACAAAAGCAUGCGUGCCCGCACCAAAAAAGAAUCAUGUCUCAUCCCCGCAUUGUUGCCCACGUUCGAUCAAGACACCCACUCCUCUUGCAGUCUAAUAACCUACCUCUUUCACUCCUCCAUGGGGGUCAGGAUACUCGGCAAGAGGAGAGGAAGCAGUGAUCCGUUUACCUAGUUGGUCAACCCAGCGCUCCCCAUGGGUGCCAUCAACCAAGCAGCGGACCGACAUACCUCAUCUCACGAGAUUUUACCUAGCCUGAACAUGUUGGGCACGUUCUUAUUCUUGAUGUUGGGCGCAGUGAGCUCAUGGGAAAGGCCGGGGCCGUUUUCGCAGAUAUCAAGAAAGCGCGAGAAAUCCUGGCGUAUGGUUUAGCUCAGAAUGUUCUCGGUCACUGACUGCCGUGGGAAAAACAUGCUAUCUCGCCAGGCUAUGCCACCAAAAUUCAAUCUGGUACUCAUCUUUGAAUAUGUGAAACCGCACCGGGCAUGCAUGAUUCAGGAGGCAGCAUAGGUGAAUGAGAUCACGAAAUAAUUGA